UUAAUUUCGAACCUUUUUCGCUCAUGUUUAUUCCAAUUUUAGUUUUUUAUAUGUUGGGGUUUGGUGAUGUUGUGUUUCUGUGCUGUGAUUGGUUAGUUUAUUGAAAUUUUGUUUCUUACUAUAUUUUUCAUUGAUGGCGGAUUAUAUCGUUUUAGGUUCUGUCGUUUGAUAGGAAUUUGGAUUUAGAUGUGGGCCUUUUUGAGGAUCAUGUGUUCUCAAAUCUUAUACACUCCUCUUUUGAAUAAUAGUAUAUUAUUGAUUCUGAUUGAAUUGGUGCAAAGUUAUAUUCUUUUCAAGCUAUUUUGUGGUGAAUGAUACGAUCACAAGAAUAAAGAGAAAUCCAAGAAAGAUUAAAGAAAGUCGGUGGGAAGCUUUCAACUAGCAACCUUAAAAGUCAGGGAAUAAAAGCAUCGCAAGAAUAUGAAACAAUCAAGAUGCAAAAGCUUAUUAACCAGUACCUUCUCUUCCUGUCCAAGAUGGGGAAACAGGCUGAUAGGCUUUGGAUAGAAAUGACAGAGAUUGAGAAAGGGAUUCUACAACUCAUAACAAAAUACAAAAUAGGAAGGCUCAUCAUGGGAGCUUCAGCUGAGACAUUCACCCCAAAGAAGCUGUCAGCGACCAAUUCUAGCAAAGCUAUGAUCGUCUGCCAACAAGCUCCAUCAUCAUGCCAUGUCUGGUUUAUUUCAAAGGGGAGGCUCAUAUACGAAAGGCCUGUUGGAUUUCAUUGUCAUUCAACCACUGUUGUGCCACUUUCACCUCCAAUAAGUAGAAGUGGAAUGGCACAAACCAGUAAUCCGGAGGAAAACAUAGAUGUCAAAGUCGGAUCUGUUAAGGAUAUUGGUCACUCAGCCAGAUCAACAGAAGAUGUAGAUGGAGAAUUGAACACGGCACCAGCAGUGGGUGAGACAAGUCAAGAUGGUUCGACUUUAUUUCUGAAAGUGGACUUUCCAGAUCAUCUACCAAGUCAUUCUUCUAACACUUCGCUGGACUCUGAAUUUCAAGAACAAGAAAUGUGUGAUUUACAAAGUAAACUAAAGCAUACUAUGAUAGAUGCUGAGGAGUCGAAACAGACAGAAAUUAAAGAGCCGUUGCAACAGAAAGCUGGAGAAGAUAUCUUGGAGGCUCUGAGCAAGGCUGAGGCAGCAGAAAAUCUUUUGAUGGACGAGAUUAACAGAACUAAAGAAAUUGAGGAACUGUUGCUCAGAGUAAGGCAAGAAACUGAGACAAUGAAAAAUCAGCACGAUGAAAUUCUAAAAGAACUUCAGCUGAUUGAGGCCCAGAAGCCUGCACUAGAAAGACAACUAAGUGAAACCCGCUGUUCAGAGAGAGAGCUAGAAGACAAGAUUGUUCAAGCUGUGAAUCUCUUAAUAACAUUUAAGGGAAAACGGGAUGAAUUGCAGAUGGAGUACGAUUCUUCUGUAAGGAAAAUUAACAGAUAUAGGGCAUUGCAGACAGAGGAUCCUUCAGUAAUAUCGCCUGCACAUUUUUUUGGAACCAGUUUCUCGGAUAUCAUUGAGGCUACCGAAAAUUUUAAACCAUCUCAAAAAGUUGGAGAGGGAAGGUAUGGAAGUGUUUUCAAGGGAAUGCUUAACCAUAACAAGGUAGCUAUAAAGAUGUUACCGUCUUCGGGUUCUCAGAGUGAUUCGGAGUUCAAGAUUGAGGUGGAAAUUCUGUCGAGAGUGAGACAUCCAAAUCUUGUUACACUUUUUGGUGCCUGUCCAGAGUCGAGAUCACUCAUAUAUGAAUACAUUGAAAAUGGCAGCCUUGAAGAUUACCUUUCCAACCCUGCCAAAGCUUGUUCUCUUCCAUGGCAGACUCGGAUAAGGAUUGCUAUUGAAACAUGUACUGCCCUCAUGUUCUUGCAUGCGAACAGCAGCUGUAAUUUACAUGGAAACUUAAAACCCUCAAAUAUUCUUGUUGAUGUACAUUUUGUCACCAAAAUAAGUGAGUUUGGCAUCUCAAAUUUGGUGUCCCAGAACGAGAAUCGUUUGAAUUUGUACACAAGUGAUCCAAAAGAUCUUGAAUACAUUGAUCCAGAAUCUCUUGAAACUGGGGAGCUCACCCCAGAAUCUGAUGUGUUUUCGUUCGGGAUGGUACUUUUAAGACUAUUAACUGCAAGAGCGGCUAGAGGGGCAUUGAGGGAUGUGAAAUGUGCUCUCGAAAGAGGAAAAUUAGACAGCAUACUCGACAUGUCAGCUGGGGAGUGGCCACUCGGGACAGCCAAGAAGUUGGCUAAUUUGGCUUUGAAAUGCUGUGAACACGAUAGCAUGGAUAGGCCAGAUCUUGUGUCGCAAGUUUGGGCUAUUCUUGAGCCGAUGAGGGAGCUGUGCUCUGCCUCCGCCUCAUCAUCUGUGGAUUCGGGGAGUAAGCGCAAAAUACCUUCUCAUUUUGUCUGUCCCAUUAUCCAGGAUGUUAUGACGGAUCCGCAUAUAGCCGGAGACGGCUACACAUAUGAAGCAGAAGCAAUACAAGGUUGGUUCAAUAGUGGCCACAAAACUUCACCAAUGACAAAUCUCAUGCUUGACAAUUGCGACCUAAUUCCAAACUAUGCUCUUUAUUACGCCAUUCAGGAGUGGCACCAAACUGCAUAAAUCACCUCUUUCUCUCACACACACUCACGCAUUCUUCCUCUGCUUCAUAUGUAUGUGAACUCGUGUACACUGAUUCGAUCUGUUGGUUAUUAAGUGCCUAUAUACACUUGCAUUGCCAGA
Molecule: messenger RNA, 2711 nt
Organism: Salvia hispanica
Lineage: Eukaryota; Viridiplantae; Streptophyta; Magnoliopsida; Lamiales; Lamiaceae
Product: U-box domain-containing protein kinase family protein
Biological process (GO): protein ubiquitination; protein phosphorylation
Molecular function (GO): protein kinase activity; ubiquitin-protein transferase activity; ATP binding
Source: RefSeq, a predicted model, not a curated record